This is a messenger RNA of Alosa sapidissima (American shad), 1921 nucleotides long. RefSeq names its product ceramide synthase 4a (gene cers4a). Gene Ontology annotation, cellular component: membrane. NCBI's taxonomy places the organism in Eukaryota, Metazoa, Chordata, Actinopteri, Clupeiformes, Clupeidae. Gene Ontology annotation, biological process: ceramide biosynthetic process; regulation of DNA-templated transcription. Bases 101 to 1375 code for a protein of 424 amino acids. The transcript has 11 exons. The record is from RefSeq and is a predicted model, not a curated record. Gene Ontology annotation, molecular function: DNA-binding transcription factor activity, RNA polymerase II-specific; DNA binding; sphingosine N-acyltransferase activity.
GAGAAAUGAGAGAAAAGGUGGAAGGAGUAGGCCUAGCCUAUUUCAGAAUAUGUUCUGAAAUAGUCCCUGUUAGCGGCCAAACUACAUCAAACACUCAGUUAUGUCUGGAUCCUUUUCUUCACAAAGCAGAAAGCCUCUGUUGAUACUCAACGUGGAGGUUUGGAUGGAGGGUCUACUGAACCAGUGGCUAUGGCAACAGGAGUACUGGCUGCCCCCAGGCAUUACGUGGAAAGACAUGCGGAUGGAGGAGAGGAUGGAGAAAGGGAGUCGGUACCCUCGUCCCCGUGAUCUGCUUCUCACUUUGCCUCUGGCACUAGGCUUCAUUGCCCUCCGUUAUGUCUUUGAAAGGGUCAUAGCUUUGCCACUCAGCAGACGUUUUGGUGUCCGGGACAGGCAACGGGUACGAGUUGCCUUUAUCCCAAAACUGGAGGCGUUUUACUUAAAGAAAAGAAAGCAGCAGCCUUCACAGAGUGACAUCCUUGGCCUGGUGAAGCAGUGUGGUCUAACUCGGAGGCAAAUUGAGACAUGGUUCCGCCAUCGCCGCAACCAGGAUAAACCGAGCAACACCAAGAAGUUUUGUGAGGCCUCGUGGAGGUUUGUCUUCUACCUCAUAGCAUUCUCAGCAGGCCUUGCCUCUCUUAUAGAUACCCCCUGGUUUUGGGAGCACAGGGAGUGUUGGCAAGGGUACCCCAAACAGCUGGUUGCCGAGGCUCACUACUGGUACUACAUCCUGGAGUUGAGCUUCUACUGGUCCCUACUGCUCUGUGUGUCUGUAGAUGUGAAGAGGAAGGAUUUCAAGGAACAGAUUAUUCACCAUAUCGCCACCAUCUUCCUCAUCGGCUUCUCAUACUGUUCUAACUAUGUACGUGUGGGGACUCUAGUCAUGUUAGUCCACGAUUCCUCGGACUUCCUUCUGGAGUCCGCUAAGAUGUUCAACUAUGGUGGAUGGAGAAAGACCUGUGACGUGCUGUUUGUCAUGUUUGCAGUGAUUUUCUUGGUGACUCGGCUAGUGGUCUUUCCAACUAGAAUUGUCUACACUACACUUGUGGAUUCUCUAGAUUUUUUCGCCCCAUUCUUUGGCUACUACUUCUUCAAUGCCCUUCUCCUGGUGUUACAAGCGCUGCAUAUCUUUUGGGCCUGGCUGAUCCUGCGCAUGGUCUACAAGUUUGUCUUCCUUGGCAAGGUGGAGCGUGAUGAGCGGAGCGAUGAAGAGAGUGAUGUUGAGGAAGAGGAGGAAGAGAAGGAGGAGUGUAGUUGGGAGCAAAAGAAAGGCACCCUGAACUCUAAACUUGCCUCACUGGCCAACAACUGUGUCCUCAAUAACUUAACCCAUCAAAGAAGAAAUAUGAGUUACCGGAUGGCCAAUACCAGAUAGUACUAAGAUCAAACAAGAGGUUGAUAUGUAUUAUCCUGGUUUCCUAGAGCUAACUUUGUGGUUUAUGCAUUACUACUGAAGUCCACUCAUAAUUUCACAUUAGUUCACAGUCAUAUUGGGAAAUAAUACAAAAGAAAGACGUGUUCUAAUUUCGUCACAGACUAUUUGUUGUCACUCCACUGUUUCAAACACAAUGGAUUUGUUUUAAAAUUGACAAAAGAGACAUGGCAGGAAUAUCAGUUUUGUUUCAUUUUCUGGUUACAGUAAUUCUUUUUGGGCUCUUCACUCUUGUAAUUACUUGCCUUUAUUUGUCAUUCAAGACCUGUAGAUCUACUCAAAAUGUAAAGGUGUAUGUAGUGUAUGUAAUGUAGUGUGAUGAAAAAGAAAAAUUGAAACGCUUUUUUAAAGAAUUGUACAAUUACAUUAUGAGUGUCUGUGACGGACAGGUUGUACAGAACUGGAAGUUGUUAGGUGACUGUGAAUUUGUUUAAAGUAAUAUACUGGUAUUUUACAUGUGAAAGAUAAAUAAACAUACGUUGAUUGAAA